Plodia interpunctella (Indianmeal moth) is the source of this 1790-nucleotide messenger RNA. It is a transcript of the gene CPR56, whose product is annotated as Cuticular protein 57A. NCBI's taxonomy places the organism in Eukaryota, Metazoa, Arthropoda, Insecta, Lepidoptera, Pyralidae. Gene Ontology annotation, cellular component: extracellular matrix. The record is from RefSeq and is a predicted model, not a curated record. The coding region runs from base 175 to 726 and encodes 183 amino acids. The transcript is spliced from 4 exons.
UCCUUUAAAAAAAAAACACUUUUAUCACCUGUUUACUGGCCGGAUGCUCACGAUCACGCUCCGUGACGCAACGGACCUCAAAGGUCGACAAAACGAGUUCCACCGUGGCUCUAGUGGUGGCCGGCAGGUACACACGCAGCAUUUGCAUCCUGUUGAUAGUCUCUCGGAAUUAGUAUGGUGUGCGUGAAGCUCCUCCUCCUGGCUUCGUGGCUGGUGCUGGCCAGCGGCGACGUGUCCCACCUGGAGCCCUCGACGGAGCCCCCGCCGCCGAAGCCCUACGUGUUCUCCUACACGGCAGGCCGGUACCCGGGUCACGCCGACCGGCAGCACACCGAAGUCAGCGACGGCAGCGGGGUCGUCAGAGGCACAUUCUCGUACGUCGACCCUCGUCACAAGGUGCGCACCGUGGAUUACGUCGCGGACAAGCAGGGCUUCCACCCGGUGCUGAGCGAACAGCCGCCGGAGCACCCCGCCGACUCCGCGGCCGUGGCGCGCGCCAAGGACCAGCAUCACCUGCUCUAUGCCAAAAUUGCUGAGGAGCAUGCACAGCACCCCUACCCUAUUGACGCGCCAUCGCCGCGGCAGUCUGAAGCCGUAGCGCUGGCUGCAGCCAAGCAUGCACAGCUGUUCCGAGUCAUCGCCGAACAGCACGCGAGGAUCGCGGCCGAGAGGGAGGCCCUCCAGAGGGAAGAGGAGGAGAAGAAUCUGCAGGACUUGGCUCACUAGCUACCAAAGACACGACACUCCAAUAAAAACGAUUGAAUUUUAAAUUCCGCGCUCUCUGUAUUCUUAUUGGUUUUACGUUUGAACGAGAACAAUGACCAAUCAUGAUGUAGUACGCUGAAUUUUCGAUUUCAUGUUGGAUUUAUUUUUACUUGUGACAUCAAGUUGAUAUGCGGCCCACCUGAUAAAAUGUCUAUUGGUACCUUGACUUAGCGUAACAAUAACUUUAUAUGAUACACCUGACUGCUAAGCUAUACGACGCCAUUCAUGCUGACAAAUCAAUAAUUUUUGCACACUCUAAAUAAUGUAAAGGUGCUCUCAGAACAAUUCAACCGGUGCGGUCGCGCUGUCAUUACAAUUUUUCAAAUUUUAACAAAGACACGAAUUAGUUUUAUUAUCUGAUUUUACAAUUAUUAAUCUGUACCAUAUAGUAAUGUCAAUUUUACAAAUUAUUGAUUUUGGAAAUGAUUCCUUCCUCAAGAAAUACGACAGAUCGUAAUGAGAGCGCGGCCGCAAUCUAAAUGCUCUGUGAACCACACAUAAAAUGUGAAAGUGUGUUUGUUUGUUCUUCUUUCACGUCAAAACGAAGCAUUGGAUUGAUUUUUGAUGUGAACAUAGUUGGAUAACUGGAGAGUGACAUAAGCUCAAGGACUGUUUUCCGCGUGCGGAGCCACGACAAACAGUUCUUGUGUUGUUGCAAAUGUUCAAAUUUUGCUUCAUUUAUCCGCUACGAGUAUAUUCAAGAAAAACCAGUGACUCGGCCUAGAUACAGAUGAAUUUAUGCAAAUUGAAGUGAAAACAGAAUAAAUAUGCAUGAUUUAAAUAUUCUGCACAAACAAAAUAAUACAUCUGUUGUGAAUUUAUAUUCCAAAAUCACAUCAGACGUAACAAUAAUAAUCAUAUUACUGUUUAUUUAAGUAUUAUAAAGUUACCAUGAAAAUACUCUAAAAUGCCAUUAUAUUUUAAUUAUAAACGAGUAGCGUAACUUCCGUUAAGUUUUGUACAUUUGUAUAAAAUAAUAUAUAAAAAACUUAAAAACGAUAUAAUAAAUAUUUUUAAACAUUUCA